AACUUCCAUAUCUGAACAGAAGAAAGCCACUGGUUUUGGUUUUGUCGGAAAAAGGAGAAGAUGCCCACUUUAAAUCUCUUCACUAACAUACCAGUCGACGCCGUCACUUGCUCCGACAUCCUCAAGGACGCUACUAAGGCCGUCGCUAAAAUCAUCGGCAAACCUGAAUCCUAUGUGAUGAUACUGCUCAACAGUGGAGUGCCCAUUGCAUUUGCCGGUACCGAGGAACCCGCUGCAUAUGGAGAAUUGAUAUCUAUAGGGGGAUUAGGACCUGGCGUUAACGGGAAGCUUAGUGAGACGAUAUCUGAGAUUCUCCAAAUUAAGCUCUCCAUAGAUAGCUCUCGCUUUUAUAUCAAAUUCUACGAUUCCCCGCGACCCUUCUUCGGAUUCAACGGAUCAACUUUCUGAAACGAUGGCGAUCGAAGAGGCGAAUGCAACCUUGUAAUGAUAUUUGUUGGGUUUGAACUGUUUGAUUAUUGAAUUCAAAAGCUGUAAUUCUUAUCUUAACCUUGAUUUAUAAUUUUACCUCCCGUAAAAGCCAAUAUAUUUCAUGUUUAAAC
Arabidopsis arenosa is the source of this 560-nucleotide messenger RNA. The record is from the annotation of a GenBank genome assembly. NCBI's taxonomy places the organism in Eukaryota, Viridiplantae, Streptophyta, Magnoliopsida, Brassicales, Brassicaceae.